This is a messenger RNA of Solanum lycopersicum (tomato), 1656 nucleotides long. RefSeq names its product probable pectate lyase P59. NCBI's taxonomy places the organism in Eukaryota, Viridiplantae, Streptophyta, Magnoliopsida, Solanales, Solanaceae. The record is from RefSeq and is a predicted model, not a curated record. Gene Ontology annotation, molecular function: pectate lyase activity.
CAAAAAAACACAUCUCUUUACGUUGCUGCUUUUUUAGGCUACAACAAAGAGGGUCUCACCUCUAAACAGCCAAAGGGUUUGACCCAAUUAAGACCUUCUUUCGUUUUUAUUUAGAAAAAAAAAAUACUUUAACUAGUUAAAUUAUCAUAAAUCUUUAAAUGGGAGGAACAAAGCUGGUAUAUUUGUCUCUGUUACUAUUUUCCACAUUUUUGGUAAUAAAUGGUCACAUUGGUGAGUUUGAUGAGGUGUGGAGGAGGAGAGCCCAGGAAGCAGAUGAAUGGGCCAUAAAGGCUUACAAGCCCGACCCCAUCAAUGUCACCCUUGCAUUUGCUAAGGAAACUGGACAGGCCUUAAAGGAAAUAAAGGAAGCGAAGCUGGCAGUAAAUGGAACAAGGAGGGAAUUAAAAGGAGGCGGCAAAAAAUACGAUGGGCCUUGCUCAGUUACCAACCCAAUUGAUAGGUGCUGGAGAUGCCAACCUGAUUGGGCCGACAAUCGCAAAAGGUUAGCUGAUUGUGCAAUGGGCUUUGCAAAAGGGACUACCGGAGGAAAAGCCGGCGAAAUCUACGUCGUCACGGAUUCUUCCGACGACACUAGCGACCCUAAGCCGGGAACCCUCCGAUAUGGUGUCAUUCAAAAGGAGCCAUUAUGGAUCAUAUUUGCUAAAAGUAUGACCAUUAGGCUACACCAGGAACUCAUAGUGCAAAGUGAUAAGACCAUUGACGGCCGUGGAGUUAAUGUUCACAUUGCUAAUGGAGCAGGUUUCAUGCUCCAGUACGUGAAGAACGUGAUCAUCCACGGUCUCCGCAUUCAUGAUAUUGUGGUGGGCAGUGGUGGGAUGAUCAGAGAUGCAAUGGACCACGUUGGACAACGGACACAGAGUGACGGAGAUGGUAUUUCUAUAUUUGGUUCAUCGAAUAUAUGGGUGGAUCAUGUCUCCAUGUGGAGUUGUUAUGAUGGGCUUGUUGAUGCUAUUGAGGGAUCCACUGCUGUUACCAUAUCGAAUAGUCAUUUCACUGAUCAUAAUGAGGUGAUGCUUUUUGGUGCGAGUGACAGUUCUUCAAUUGAUCAAAGGAUGCAAAUUACCGUGGCUUAUAAUCAUUUUGGGAAGAGAUUGAUACAGAGAAUGCCAAGGUGCAGAUGGGGUUUUAUUCAUGUGGUUAACAAUGACUACACACAUUGGAAUAUGUAUGCUAUUGGCGGUAGCCAACAUCCCACUAUUAUUAGUCAAGGUAAUCGUUUCAUUGCUCCUCCUGACAUGUUCAAGAAAGAGGUAACAAAGAGGGACUAUUCCCCAGAAUCAGUGUGGAAACAAUGGUCAUGGAGAUCACAAGGUGAUCUAUUCAUGAAUGGAGCAUUCUUUGUUGAAUCUGGAGAUCCAGAUUGGACCCAGAAACACAUACAGCUUUUUGAUGGGGUUGUAUCAGCCUCAGGGGAUCAAGUCACUUGGAUUACAAGAUUUUCAGGGGCACUAAAUUGCAAGCCAGGAGAAGCUUGUUAGACCAUCAUUGUUCUAUAAAUGUUAUCACCAAACCAAACUCUCUCAUCAGUCCUUAAACUAACUUUGUAUGCAUUUAUUGUAUCGAAAUUCUCUGUAAUUUUGAACUGUUAAAUGACGAAAUUGAAAAGAUGCAAAUUCACACCAAGCUAUACAACUU